Messenger RNA from Radiomyces spectabilis, 840 nucleotides. Its product is annotated as mediator complex, subunit Med20. The transcript is spliced from 4 exons. The record is from RefSeq and is a predicted model, not a curated record. Lineage: Eukaryota; Fungi; Mucoromycota; Mucoromycetes; Mucorales; Radiomycetaceae. Bases 51 to 668 code for a protein of 205 amino acids. Gene Ontology annotation, cellular component: mediator complex. Gene Ontology annotation, molecular function: transcription coactivator activity. Gene Ontology annotation, biological process: regulation of transcription by RNA polymerase II.
AAUUCACUCUACAACGAUUCACAUAACCAGGUCCAAGCCAGCGGAAAGUCAUGGGUGUCACAUGUCUGGUGCGAUGGAAAAAUGCCACGGGCAUGCGCGACUUUACGUAUAUAGCGGAGCAUGUGACGAAAUCGCUGCAAGGCAAGAACACCGGACCGUGGUCACUGUCAUUCAAGGUGUACCGCGAUGCCAGUCAAAAUACUCGACAGCUCGCAUUGAAAGAUAGUAAACUACUAUGCCAAGUAUCACUAGGGCAACAGUCCGGCCAGGUUUAUUGUAUGGUUGACGGGAGUGUCGUUGUGGAAGCUGAAAAGGAAAUGGAAGUGGUCCUGUCUCGUCUUAAAAACCUGUGGCAGUUAAGACAGAAUGUGACGAUUGAAGGCACAAGUUUCGAGAUUGGGGACUUUACUUUACGAGUCGCCAACAUUUUGCUUGGCUCAACAUACAAAGGGUUGUUGUUGGAGCUGAAUUAUCAUCCAUGUUCGGCCCCCAACACAGUGAGCGACCUUCUACGAGAAUUCGUGGAAUCGGUUGUACCACCUUCAGCCCAACUGUCAUGUGAAUACGAAUACAACUAUGAAGCGGUGGGUCUAAGUAAUCAUGAAUUUACUACAGCCCACACAGGAUACCAAUACAUGAUGCUAUUCCGCAAUGAUGGCCUACUCUAAAAACAACCUCUUUUCUUUUUAAGCACGUUCCCUUUUAAACCAUGCUCUUUGUAAUCAUGUCUCUGUUUAAGCUAUGUUUGCCUCUCUAAGUCAUGUUCUCUUUUUCUGUACAUUCCUCAUUGAAUAUUUAAUGUCUUUCCAGCAAAUAAAAAGGAACACGAUAGAAACAACA